AUGGAGUUGGGUGUGGAAUUUUCCGAGCUAUUCAGAACCAUUCUGAUUUACUCCAUGGUGGGGAUGUUCAUCUUCAUUCAGCCGCAAGCGUUCCGAUCAGCUGGGUUCACAAUUGAGAACAUCUUGCAUUUCCUUUUGCCGAAUCCCAGAUUAGACUUUCUAAACUUUCAGUUGCACAGGAUUUGUUUGACAAUGAUGGUUCACAUUGUGUUUUUCCCAGGUAUUUCUGAUUGACUUGUUGUUUCAUAUAUUUAGGGUUCUUUGUGGCACUGGGAAUUGUUUGUGGACGGAACCUUUUUACGAUUACCCCUGGAAACAUCGUUGAGGUUUUCGUGAUGGUUUCGGUUCUUUUUACAUCAGGUGGGUAUUGGAAUGACUUUACGAUAUCAUUUUCGUUUAUAGCUGGCUUUGGAUUUGUUGGGUACUUGAUGUCAAACGAUUUCGAAGGGCAUUAUGUAAUGAAGAAGCUUAAAAAAGUAAAUGCAGAUUGGCAUUUGCUCAGCAGAGAUGUGAGCCGAGAGAUGAUGGAUCCGUUUUCUAUAAAGCUCGUUGACUCUAGUGAGUCGGUAAUUGGCUUAUUUAUUAGUUUAGAUGAAAGUGGCGUUUACGUUCUUGACAACUAUCUCGUUCGUGUUAGUUCAUAUAACCUAGAGAUAGCGAAAUUGGAAGACGCUAGAUUCACAGUGCGUAAAGUUCUGGACCAUCCGGUAUAUAUAUUUUUUAGUUUGUUAAUCUCUGCUUUAGUUACGACAUCAGAACGAUGAUCAUCAAUUAAUCUUGGUCGAUGUAGACAGUCUUACGAAUUCCUUCAAGUCUUUUAACAUCCAGUAUGUAACACCUUUUAUGGCUCAAUUUUAUCGUUGCCCUCCCACAUUUAUUUUAUUUUUCAGUCUCCAGUCACGCACAAUAAUGCAAUUAAUCCGAGAUAAAAUUGGGCAAGAAUUCCGAAUCCCUUCAACUGUCCGAAUGAACUUUUCCCUCCAAGAUCGAUUUGUUCAAGACUUCCGAAGUGUGAUAUCGGGAAAUCAGAUGUUUGAGUAUCGUUCCAACGAAGAUCUAGAUGUAUGUUUUGGAUGUAUGGCUGUUCCCCCAAAUGUGAAGAUUACAAAAUCAUGCGAUUCAAAUGAUUGUUCUUCCUGUUCAUGCCGUCCCACAUGGUGUCAUUCCUGUUUGGCGCGUAUAUUUGCCACCGAACAAGAUCAAGAACAUCCGGAAACUUGGAUGGGAGGGAGGGCGAGAUGCCCCACCUGCCGUUCAAACUUCUGCGUUCUGGAUGUAAGGCCAUUGCAGGUCAUAAGAGAAGAUUAGAAUGUAUGUUGAUCAUGAAACGAGGUUCUAUGCUGCGAUAAAAUUAAUGGGUAUGAUGUAUGGACAAAUUGUAUAAAUCGCUUAAAAUCGUUAUUUUUAGGUGAAUGAGAAUAAAUUACGAAUAAAUUGGAGUUUUCUUUUAUUUGAAGGGAUAACUACAAUGCAUUCUCUUCGAAAGAGAACACCUUAAGGCAAAUGCGAUGUAAUUUACAAAUGGGAAUUUAUGUAUAUCGGAAAUAUAGGGUGUCUAGGCUUCCCCGAAUUAAUUCUGUUUUUGUAAAAGUAAUUCUAAAUUCGUUUACGUAACAAUCCCGCCGGCCUAAACCCCUCCAGAUAACCCGAUCAGCCCCGGAGGGCAAAGCCGGUCCGCCUGGCCACCAACAGGAUGAUCGGUUGCCAUGACGACCGUCAGCCUCAUCAAGAUAAUGGAUUGAUGUAAGAAAUAACAAUAAAUAUGUAAAUAAGCCUGGUCAACAAUUAAACGGUCAUUCAGUCUCGUUCUCGCUUUCUCCGUCGACCUUGCGUGGACAUUCUGCAUUAGACUUGGUGGCCGGAUUUGGGAAGAAGAAGAUGAUACGGGGUGCAGGUAUGUUUGGUCAUUGUCCGGAUUUAAUUACUCUGAAAUCCGCUACUCCCCUCUUUUUUGAGCGGGAUUUUUUGUGAGUCCAUUUUAUAACAUCGCCUCCGGGCUUUAGCAAUAAUGUAGGCCUUUUUUGUUGACAUUUCUUCCACUGGAGACGGAUUACUAGGACCUAAGAGUUGGGGAUUGUCCCGGAUUAAGAAAUUAUUAUAUCUAACAAGCGUGAUAUAUCACUUUAAAGGCACAACUUGAGGAGUUGUAGCAUUGUUUGGUUCAAUUUUGUAGUCUGUCCUUUUGUGUUAUAAAGAUUAAAAGUAUAUUUUUUCAAUUCAUGUAUUACGUAAUAAACGUCUUUUUACAGGAAAAAGGUUCAGACGAAUGAGAGAUCGCAGUAGAAGCAGAGUAUCUCUGAGUGAAGAUGUGGAACAUUGGAUAGAAGAUGGAGAUAUCGCCAGCCUGGAGGAGUUGCUUCUGACCGGAAAGGCUUACUUGCUUGAAAAUAAGGAUGUCACCAGCAGUAAGGCCUCUGGAUUUCUGCGACUUAUGCCAAUUUAUCGGGUAAGAACUUUUUUAAUGGUCUCUGAUAUAACGCAGUUGUGUAACCGGCCUUUUGUGUGUACAUAAAUAUUCUUAACGGUGGGAAUUAUGUGUCAUCUUUGUUUAGGAUGCGACCAUGUACAUUAGAGUCUUAUAAACCUAAUCAUUGACAUGUUGCAGGCCAAUAUUGAGUGUAUGUUGGAGGCUGUUUGCAUCGGGAAUAAGCGUGCCGUCCAAGAUCUGAUGUCCUACCGGAAAUGUGUGGCUGCCCGUCAUCCCUUCACGAUGUGUUCGACCAUUCAUCUGGCUGUUAUCCAUCAAGAAUACGAGAUUAUGAACCUCCUCCUCUCCCACCCCGACGCUCCCUUUAAUACCAAGGAUAUUGUGAGUUGGGGGCUUCCCUUCCUUUCACAACAUUUUUACCCUCUGUACUUGUACUGCUUUUGGUAGUGUCGUUGCAAAGAGGCGGAAUUUGUUAUCUUUUGAUUGGGGAUUAACCACUUUCUCAGACGUCAAUCCCAUUUUCAGGAAGGCCGCACUCCCUUGCAUUACGCUGGCGCCAUCGCUGGUUCUUUUCCCAACGACUCCGAAGCCUUAAACUGUUACGAACUUCUUCUAAAGCACGGCGUCUUGGAGAUGACUGUAGAUAUGGAGGGAUACACGGCUUUGGAUUACAAAAGAACCCCCAAAUUGAUGGAUAUGGAUCAAGUCAAGGGGCUGAAUCGCUGUAAGCUCUGCUGUUUUAGGCCUCUAAAUAUGACAAGGGACUUCUUUUUACAUUGACUUCAUUGCACUAGCAAUACAACUACAAAUAUGGUUGUAUAUUUAAGAGUAACGGCCAUCUAUAAUCGCCUUUCUGUCUGCCGAUGAUUCUUUCAGAUUUGUUCUCUGUUUUUGUUUAACUGUAGAGUGAGACUUAUGACUUUCUCAGAAUUUGCAAGCAUUUUGUGAGUAAUUUUAAAUUUAAUUAAUUAGGCUUUGACUAAAAAUAUUUUCAGAUCCAUUGGACAUCGGGGAUGACAUUGACAAGCUCAUCUCCGAACGGAAUGAAAAUGAACUCUCAAAGAUUAUAUUAGCCGGGAAAUACGACAAAAUUGAGAAUCGUAUCUUCCCACCACAAAGUCGAGAUCUUUCCCGAAUACUGAAGAAUCUGAGUGUAAGUGGGCCCUCUUUUAUAGUACAAUGUAAAUUAAGAUGAGAUGUCGGGCUGUUCAUCAGGCCAUACUGGACGACGACUUUAUCCUUCUAAAACAACUCAUCGAUUCCGAAGAAAUGGCGACGUGUCGAGAUUCGGAAGGUAGAACUUCCUUACAUAUCGCCGUAAUUAAUGGGAAGGAGCAGAUCGUCAGAUAUAUUUUGCUUUUAUUUCCAAAUUCAGUGGAUCUCGUAGAUAAUGUGAGUCUCAAAACUGCUGAAAAACAGGGUGUAAUGUCCUGCAGAGACAUCUAACUUGGUGUAUUGCGGAAAUUACGGCAGAGAUUUGGCAUUUUCAAUUGUCAUGUAGCCUAAGACAAGCGUAAUGCUAUCUAAAUUGUCAUUUUGCGCAUAGGUGCUGAUAAAAUACUUAAUAAUGAUUACUUUUGUCGAGCGAUACCCUCAUGGCGUAUUGACGAUAAUCCUUUCAAAACAUGACAAUUACUGAGCAAACGCGGUACUGGCAUUGUUUUUAAUGAUGUUCUGUUUACUCGAGAGACUAGACCGAGUCAACGGCUCGUUACCAUGGUGUCUUCUUUUCUCGAGGUGUUCUCUCGUUUUUACUAUUAUCAUUAGUCUCCGGCCGAAAGUGUUAAUUAGUGUAAUUACAGUCCAAACACACCGCUUUUUAUUAUGCGAAUCAACUGGAAGAUCAGAAUCAGCGGGAUCUGAUGCUGGAGAUCCUGAGAAAAGCCGGAGCCAAUGAGCAAAUGGACAAUGAAGAGAUGGUUUGUGUUAUAUAUAUACUUAUGGGAUUGUUUAUUGGACGGUCCGCCUUCUUCUGACUUCUGACCAAGUAUUACUAUUUACGGCGGCGCGUAGAGAAGGGGAGUAAACUGUAAAGGCCAAGAACUGGGGAGGUGGUAACUAAUUAGAGGGCAGGGUACAAUCGAUGCAUGAUGAUAUAGUAUUAGUUAAAGGUCAUGGGUUACAGUACUCCAGAUAAUAAUUUUAGAUUUUUAAGAGAGCUUUACAUGGAUUUUGAAGUAAGUUUUGGCAAAGUUUCGCGUUUCCUGUUAGCCGUUCAAGCUGAGGGUUUCCGUUGUGCCCAUCUGACCCUAUAAUCCCCGUUGAACCUUACUUAUGCAACGGUUACCUCCAACUUCUUUGCAGGACGCCACGGUUCAUUUGAUUUCCUCUCAAAAACGCCGGAAGUCAGAGUCGAUUCGAACUAUAAUGGCCGCAAAUUCAGUCCAUUCAACCAGCGACGACAUGUUUGGUAGGUCCGAGUGUAAGGCGGGUAAAUAUAUGUAAUUUUAGACAUUGAUGAGGACGAGAAUGUGGAUGAGACUAUCGAACAAAGAAUCCUGGCCAUCAACUUUGAUCAAAAAUUAUAUCGAGAAUUGGAGGAUCUACAGUACGAAGGGAAGAACGAUGAGAUCUGGAAGGUGGUCAAGAAACAUCUGGGCAAUGAAAAGUUGAUUCGAUACGUAUAUUCUUAUAGACAAGUGCAGGUGCGCGAUUUAUAUCGAAUGAUUUUGAAGGAUUUUGUUAUUUUGACACUUAUUUAUGUAAUGCAUUAUUUUAGAACCGAUUGGUCGCCGCAAUCCAGGCCGUCAACGAAAAUGACCUCAGGAAAUUGAAGAGCCUGCUCGACCUCGAGCUGGUCCAAAUCCGUGAUAAUCGCGGUAAGAGAAAAGAUAACAUCAUGAUGCAUCAUUCCACAAGUAAUCCCUUAAUUUUUCUUUGCAGGAUUAACCAUUUUGCAUUGGGCCGUGAUAAAAGAGCGGCAUGAAAUGGUAGAACACAUCGCCAAAUCUUAUCCAAAACAGCUUGAUACCACUGAUCAGGUAGGUUAAUUAAAGUUAUUGGGAGAAUAUGACGAUCCUUCAGCAAGGCCGAUCGGCUGCUCAUUACGCGGCUGUCCAACAGAACGCGAUCUACGAUACAUUGGUGGACGGUGGGGCGAACGUUUAUUUUGCGGAUAAGGUAAGAAUUUCAAACGAAAUCUGACAACGAAGGCAUUUGAGAUGAUUUAAAUGGAUGAUAAAGAGUAAGGGAGAAUAAGAAGUAAUCUUUGCCUUAUUCUUUCUUGAGGUAUUUAAUCUCAGUCUUAGCUUAUGUUGUCCCAGAAAAUGGUUAGAAUUCUCUCGGAAAUCACAUUCUUUGCAGUUUUAAGUGGGUGUGGGAGUGAUAAACUGAUAUUGAUCCGUAAACAUGAAGAUUAAUCCUAUCCCCCAGACUUUCUUCACGAUCUGACAAUAAGGUAUUUAGUGGAUUCGAAGCCAUUCCAAAUUAAGGCCUAUAGAGAGGGGGGGGGAGUGUUUACGGCGCCGUAUUUACUUCCCCUGCGGGCCCCAGCAACGACGAGAGGGAGGAGAGGGCCCGAAUGCCUAAAGAAGCCCUACAAGUCCUGAUAACAGGCCCUAAGACAACAUGUUUUAGCGUGGUUUCACCGCCAGUCGCUAUCGUACUAAUCCGGACAUGAAUCUCCGUCCAGCCUCACCCCAGCUGGGCCAGUCCAACAGCUCCGUCUACAAGCAUCCCUCCUUGGAUGACACGGUUCAAGACACUGGUAAGUGACGUCACUUACCGUUGAAAUCAUUGUGUGUACCACUGUUCUUUGUAAUGUCAGCGAUGACUUUCCCAUUGUAAUGUGCUUGUAUUUUUUUUGUCCUUACCGUAUUUGGCCAUAUUAUUUCAUACGAUGAUGAUGAUAAUCCGUUGAAUUAUAUAUUUAUUUUCGCUUUGUUGAUGCAGAUGCCCCAUCGGAAGAGAAAGUGGAACGAUGGCUGGCGGUGGGCGACAUCCAAUCAUUAGAACAGCUUGUUUUGGACGGACGGUCUCACCUUUUAAUGGACAAGAAGGCCAUUAAUCUGUCAAGCACCGAAUUUUUGGAUGGACUACCUCAAUAUCAGGUGAGUAGAAUGACAUAUUGCGUGGUAUGGAGACAGAACCCCUGAACGAUAACUAAACUACAAAAAGUUUGGCCUAUGCAUAGCGCUGCGAGCUCAGGCUUAGCCUUGCAUUAGGCUUACAGAGGAAGUACCACAAGUGCGACGCUCAGAUUUCGAUCAAACUUGACUCAAAUUUAGGCUAAUUCUUUUUAAGAUAUAUGCGAGGUUUCUGAAUCUCACUUUAUGGAAGCGACCGAGAUUUUUAGGUUGAAUAUUGUCGAAAACGCGACACUUUUUUCCGAAUUUUGUAAUGAAAACGUUUAUGUUUAUUUCUACUGUGUUAAUGUUUCCACAAAAGAAAUAUAUUUUUUCCACACAAAGCUGACAAAUAUUAGCUCAAAGGGUGCUUUCUCUGUGCCGCUCUCCGCAUUUCGCGUACUCUCUUGGCCGCAAAGAUAUCGUUGAAUAUCUCGACUGCCUCUGCAAAGCGCGUUAGCGUUCGAUCAGGCACAUAUCAGUUCAUAUUUUAUCAGGUCGUGUAAAAGUUGAUUAGUAAUAUUUUAGGCCAAGAUUGAUGCCAUUCACAAGGCCGUAGAAGAAGGAGAUGUCCGUCGAGUGAAGAGUUUAAUAGACCGGUCGCAACUGUCGACCGCCCGAGAUCGAAAUGGGAUGACUCCAUUGCACAAGGCCCUCCUUUAUGGCCAAACCAACACGGUCAGAUAUUUGUUGGCCAAGUAUCCGCAAUGUGUUAACAGCACUGAUCACGUAAGGAAAAUUAAUUUUUGAAGUAGGUUAUGAUAUCAUGGCAUAGCGUGUUAUGGUUAUCAUCUUUCGUUCUGUCGCUCAUUGACUAACUACUUCCUCUGGAGGAAUUAUUAUAAAAGCGUUCACGAUGCUAUUUCGAACACAAUUCUUAAACGGAGUUGUAUGUUCGAAGUGAAGUACUUAGAGUAAUUGAUGGCCAGGGGAAUUUAAGAGAACUAAAGAUUAGAUAACGAAACAAAAAGUAGAAACGGAGUAUUAAUAACGGAUAAUAAUUGGUAAUUACAGCCAGCAUUUUGCACUUUUUUUAUUUCGUUUCUGGAAUUCUAUCGAUUGUAUCUAGAGGUUGUAAUACUCUUACGUUACACUGAUUCGAAGCCAUUUCUUAUAUCCGGCGUCACUUUGGCGUUUAAUCUCUUGACUCGAGGGAUUUGGGAUUCGUUGAGAGAAAAGGAAACCUCAUGAUAACACCCGAACAGAAGCCCCUCAUCUGUGACUAUUGAUGUCAUCGGAAUUUCAGGCCGGAAGAACGGCAUUGCAUUAUGCAGCGGCUGAUCCCAAUGGAGAACACAUGAUCAAGGUUCUGCAGAAGAGUGGGGGUGAUGCUUUCAUCGAAGAUAAAGUAAGUGUGACAUGGAGUACUUGAAAUAUUAUGUUGUAGUAUGGUCACACCCCAUUCUAUUAUCGGACACAUGGAAAAGGCUUGAACAUUCGAACGCUGAAGGAUAAUGCCGUCAUUAAUCAACUAAUCUCGGGACAAUUGAAUAGACCUCUUCUUCAAGGUGAAUUCGCAAAAAUCUCUUGGGCUUCAAUGUUGAUCUGUGUAAUGUGUAAUGUUUUUAGAUCUCGAGGAAGACAUUUCCGAUUGGAUUCACACGGGGAAUGUGGGUAAACUGGAGGAACUUGUUCUCAAUGGAUACGCGGAUCUUUUAUUGGGCCGAACUCAUCAAGUUGAUGAUGCUGAUGCUGUCGGAUUUUUAGAAGUUCUUCCUCAAUAUCAGGUAAACUAAAGGAACAUCCUUGUUCAAAAAUGCAUUGACUUUUCAGUAUUGAUAUUUUUUAGGCAAAGAUAGGCGCUAUUCACAAAGCAAUUGAGCAGGGAAAUAUCCGCGCAGUGAAGUUGUUAACCGAUCGAAAGAAGCUGGCUUUGUGCCGAGAUAGCCGGGGCCUAGCUCCAUUGCACAAGGCGAUCGUGUUUGGGAGGACUGAUAUCGCCAAAUAUCUGAUUCGAAACUAUCCCCAAUCAGUUAAUGCGAUGGAUCAAGUGAGUACUGCGUGUUGAAAUUGCGUUACUGUAUUUGGAAUUACUUUUUUCUUUUUUUAGAACAAACGAACUCCCCUCCAUUAUGCGGCAGCCCUCCGAGAUGGCGGCUAUUUGUAUAAAUUAAUGAGAAAAGCUGGCGCCGACCCCAAUAUUUUUGACUGUGUAUGUUUACUGUAACUGACAAAUGACUCUACCUUGAUCUCCACUAAAACGAUUACUUUUAGAAUGGAAGACCGGCCAAAUAUUACCUUCGAUAUCCCGGAGAAAUUAAUCUGGAGAGAAUGAAAAUGGAUACAAAACAAGCCUUGAAACAAGUGCUGCAUAAUAGGGUAGCCCCGAGUUAUUUGGAGACAAAGUAAGAUCGGGUGAAAAGACUUGAUUUUGUUACAGUAUCCAACAAUGGAUGAGGGAAGGAAAUUUGGCCAAAUUGGACCAACUGGUAUUAUCUGGAUGUGGGGAUCUGUUGAUUGACAAGAAGGCCAAUAACAGCGAUGCCAUGGCAUUUGUCAACGAACUGCCUGGGCUACUGGUAAAUUUUAUUUGGUUACUUAUAAUAAGAUGAUGACUUUAAAAUAUUGGCUAUAAAAGCUAUACCCUAUUAUUCCACGAAUUUACAAAAGAUUUCCCGCCCUCGUCCCCUCAUUGAUGGCCGUUCAAUCUUGGCCAUGCGAUCUCGAGUACCCGCCAUUUACUUUCCCUUAAAACAAUACAGUCGGUGCGUCUUUGAAUCCCGAAAACUUUCUUUUUUUGGAGGUCGGAGGCAUCUUGAACAUCCUUUAAUUGAUAGUCGCUGUCUUUCAGGCAUUGUCCUUAUACCGUAAUUAACUGAAAAGUGGGGGAAAUACCUUUCGCGCACUUUUUCCUCUCUUCCGAACCAAUUUUGGAAUGUCAAGGUGGCGGCGGAAAAGAAAAAAUUGCGCUUCUUGGUUUACAAGGCCAAAAACAGGGAAAAAAGAGGAUAAUGGAGGGCGGACGGAUAAAACAGAUCAGCUAUUUUACAUGAGGGCAACUAAACAGGAACGGAUUUGGAGAUUGAGGACAAAGAAGAUUAGAUAUGAUAUAUGUACAAGCUGUAUGACCAAAAAUCCAUUUUUCGAAGAAAAUUUGACAUAUUGGCUGAUUAAAAAAUACAAAGACCUGUGAUUUUCAUUAACAAAAAUUUAUUUUUGUGUUUGUAGGACACGAUCAGCCAGAUCCACAAGGCAAUCAAAGACGGAGACAUCGGCACUGUGCGUCGUCUGAUGACCACCAAACGGUUAGCCCUGGCCCGCGAUCGCCAUGGCUGCACUCCAUUGCACACCGCCAUCAUCUACGAGCAGACGGAGAUAAUCCGCUUUAUCGCCGCUCAGUUUCCUUCCGUUCUGAAUGCUCCUGACUAUGUAAGAUUUGAAUACCGUAAUCUUUUCAGUUACGGGGAUUGAGUUUGAAUUGGGCUUGUAGUUGAGAGUCAAGGUUAUGAGAAUGUUUUCAGAAUAAGAGAACGGCCAUGCAUUAUGCAGCAGCGGCCAGAGAUGGAGGCCAUUAUUUGAAGAUCCUUGGCAAAGCCGGAGCUGAUCCGAUGGCCGUGGACAAUGUAAGAACCAAAAACUUUUUUAAUAUUUAAUAAUCUUUUUCAUAUAGGAAGGCCGAACUCCCGAUUACUACAGAAGGAAUGCAGUCUUCGAUUUGAAACUGUUGAAGGAGAGGGAAGACGACUUCGAUGUUCUCCAAGAGCAUAUGAUAGAUGAAGUGAACCCGGUCGAUUCUCCUCCCUCUCCAGAAACCAUGUCUUUGGGAAGGUAACUGAAUUCAAAAAUAAAAUCUGCAUUGACUUUGCAUACGAAAUCUUUGUUUGGAAUCCAAACAUCCCAAUCUUAUAAAACCUGAAAUUCUUCCAGCUCGAUUCUGGACUCCGGACGUCGCGACAUUGGUCAAUUAGCCGAAACCGAACCCGAACUAGACAUUGACGAUCUGGACGAUCCCAUGGAUGAUGACAUGGAGAAUAUGGACCGCAGAAAGUUUGAGAAGUUGGUCGAAGACAAGAUGGACAUCCCCACUAGUGACAAUGGCCUGUAUCUUGCCCGAACUGUAGCUCCCGUCUUAACGAAGGCCUUGGCCGAGGUGUUAUUACGGCGUCCAGCAGAUCCCAUCGAUUUCAUCUCCGAUUGGCUCCUCCGUUAUAACGAGGGAAAGGACAACGGACACGAUUAUUAA
Molecule: messenger RNA, 10675 nt
Organism: Bursaphelenchus xylophilus (pine wood nematode)
Lineage: Eukaryota; Metazoa; Nematoda; Chromadorea; Rhabditida; Aphelenchoididae
Source: the annotation of a GenBank genome assembly